AUGGGGCUAAGAGCGGCCAGCCUCUUCCUUCUCUGGCUGGCUCUUUCCUCUGCUAGUGAAAUAAAAAAAGGAAGGACAAGAAGCCAUGGCCACUAUGUCUGCAGCACUUGGGGAAACAACCAUUUCAAGACUUUUGAUGGAGACAUCUACCAAUUCCCUGGCCUUUGCGAGUAUAAUUUUGUUUCCGACUGCCGAGAGGCUUACAAGGAGUUCUCUGUCCACAUCCAGCGUGCUCUCGACAGCAAUGGCCAUCCUGAGAUCCAGUAUAUUCUGAUGAAAAUCAAGGAUAUAAUGGUCUACCUCAAACCCAACCUGGUUGUGGUGGAUGGGCGGAUUGUGAAGACACCUUACUACUCCUCUGGUGUCCUCAUUGAGAGCAAUGAAAUUUACACCAAGAUUUAUGCCAAAUUAGGCAUGGUUCUGAUGUGGAACCAGCAGGAUGCCCUCAUGGUGGAGCUGGACAACAAAUUUAAUAACCAUACCUGUGGUCUCUGUGGGGAUUACAAUGGCAUUCAAAUCUACAAUGAGUUCAUCAAGGGAGAUGCAAGCUACAAUUCAAUUACAUAUGGGAAUAUGCAGAAGAUCAGCAAACCCAAUUCCAAAUGUGAAGAUCCAGAUGAAACUCAGGCUCUUCCAAGCUGUAAUGAGCAUCGUGACGAGUGUCAGAAGUUGCUGACCUCCUCUGCAUUUGCUGACUGUCGGCUGCGUCUUAAUUUGGAGAUGUACAUCCAAGCGUGCAUGCAGGACAAGUGUGCCUGCAAUGGGAAGGACGACUCCUUCUGCCUCUGCAGCACCAUCUCCGAGUAUUCCCGCCAGUGCUCGCACGCAGGCGGCCGCCCGGGAGAAUGGAGGACACAGAGCUUCUGCCCCAAGACCUGUCCUGCUACCAUGGUCUAUAGAGAAAGCAGCUCACCCUGCAUGGAUACUUGCUCACACUUGCAGAUCAGCAGCCUUUGUGAGGAGCACUACAUGGAUGGCUGUUUCUGCCCUGAAGGAACUGUGUAUGAUGAUAUCAGUGAAAAAGGCUGCAUCCCUGUUAGCCAGUGCUACUGCAAACUUGGUGGAAAGAGUUAUGCACCUGGAGAAAGCAUUUCCAAAGAAUGUGAAGAAUGCACCUGUAAUUCAGGCAGAUGGACCUGCAAAGAUCUGCCCUGCCCAGGCACAUGCUCAGUGGAAGGAGGUUCCCAUUUUACCACCUUUGAUGGGAAGAAAUACACCUUCCAUGGAGACUGCUACUAUGUGUUGGCCAAGGGUACUGCAAAUGAGAGUUAUGCUCUCCUGGCAGAACUGGCUCCCUGUGGCUCCACAGACAAACAGACCUGCUUGAAGACUGUUGUGCUGUUAGUGGAUAACAAAAAGAAUGUGGUGGUUUUCAGAUCAGAUGGCAGCGUGCUCCUGAACGAGAUGACAGUGAAUGUGCCUCAUGUGUCAACCAGCUUCUCAGUAUUCAAGCCGUCUUCCAACUACUUUGUUGUACAAACUCCAUUUGGGCUUCAGAUGCAGAUCCAGCUGUUUCGAGUCAUGCAGCUGUUUGUGACUGUGGAUCAAUCAGUUAAAGGAAAACUUCAAGGUCUUUGUGGAAACUUCAAUGGAAUGGAAGGUGAUGACUUUAGAACAACCAGUGGGCUGAUUGAGGCUACAGGAUCUGCCUUUGCUAACACAUGGAAAGCUCAGUCCACCUGCACAGACCAGGCAGAAAAGCUGGAAGAUCCCUGCAGUCUCAGCAUUGAAAGUGCAAAUUAUGCUGAGCAUUGGUGCUCUUUGCUGAGAAACCCAAAGGGUCCUUUUGCAAGAUGUCACAUAGCCGUUGAUCCUUCAGAAUACUAUAAGAAAUGUAAAUAUGACACCUGCCUCUGUGAAGACAAUGAAGAAUGUUUGUGUGCUGCCCUGUCCUCUUACUCAAGAGCCUGUGCUUUCAAAGGGAUCAUACUGGGAGACUGGAGAAAGAGUGUUUGCAGUAAUGAAGCAUCUUCCUGCCCAGGAAAUCAAGUCUUCCUUUACAACCUUACAAUGUGCCAGCAAACCUGUCGCUCCCUUGCUGAUGGUGAAAAGUAUUGCUUGCAAGACUUUGCCCCUGUGGAUGGCUGUGGCUGCCCAUCCAAUACAUACUUGGAUAACCAGGAUAACUGUGUGCCCAUCUCCCAGUGCCCAUGUUAUUACAAGGGAUCAUACCUGGAACCUGGGGAGUAUUUCACAAAAGAUGGAGAACGCUGUGUUUGCCGAAAUGCAAAGAUCCAGUGCACUUCAGUGAAAUUAAGAAUGAGAAGUGAAGCAGAAUGUUCUUCUAACAAGACAUACUUUGACUGCAAUGCAUUCUCGAAGUGGACUUCCCAAACACCUCUGCAACUUAGCUGUCAUACUCCUCAAACCGAUCAUUUCCAGACAGAGUGUGUCUCAGGCUGUGUGUGCCCUGAAGGUCUGUUUGAUGAUGGCAGAGGGGGCUGUGUUGAGCAAAAAGAUUGCCCAUGCAUUCACAACAAUGAGUGGUAUUAUUCUGGAGGCAAGAUAAAAGUGGACUGCAACACCUGCACCUGCCAGAAAGGGGUUUGGAAAUGCACUGAGGACGUGUGCUAUGGGACUUGUAUGAUAUAUGGAAGUGGCCAUUAUAACACUUUUGAUGGGAAAUUCUAUGACUUUGAUGGGAGCUGUGAAUAUGUGGCUACUCAGGACUUCUGCGGUGACAAAAAUUCCAGUGGCUCAUUCAGUAUCAUCACAGAAAAUGUUCCUUGUGGAACUACAGGAGUCACCUGCUCAAAGGCUAUCAAAAUGUUCCUAGGGAAAACUGAGCUGAAAUUGGAGAACAAAGAGUCCAAAGCAAUUCAGCGAGAUGUUGGUGAUGAUGUGCAGUAUUGGAACAGGACAGUCGGCCUGUACCUGGUUAUUGAGGCUAGCAAUGGUGUGAUGCUGAUCUGGGACAAAAAGACUACUGUUUUCAUCAAGCUGAGCCCUGAUUACAAGGGUAAAGUGUGUGGUCUGUGUGGCAACUUUGAUGACAAGGCAAACAAUGAUUUUACAACAAGGAGUGGACUGCAGGACAAUAAUCCUCUGAAUUUUGGAAAUUCCUGGAAACAAUCUCCCAUGUGCCCAGAUGUCACACAAGAGAUUAAGCCCUGUGAUCUGAAACCACACCGGAAGUCUUGGGCAGAGAAAGAAUGCAGCAUCAUCCAGAGUGAUGUCUUCAAAAUUUGUCACUCCAAGGUGGACCCACUUCCUUACUAUGAGGCUUGUGUUCAUGAUGCCUGCUCCUGUGACAGCGGUGGGGACUGCGAGUGCUUCUGCUCUGCAGUUGCAGCGUAUGCCCAAGAGUGCAUCAAGGCUGAGGCCUGUGUUUUCUGGAGAACUCCUGAUAUCUGCCCGAUAUUCUGUGACUACUACAACCCUCGCAACGAGUGUGACUGGCACUAUGAGCCUUGUGGCAGUAAUAUCACAACUUGCAGGAUGAUCAAUAAUGUCAGCACCAACUUUACAGUACCAUUACUGGAAGGUUGCUACCCCAGAUGCCCUAAGGACAAGCCUAUUUACAAUGAAGACACAAAGCAAUGUGUGACUGAAGAUCAAUGUGGAUGUUACCUCGAGGAUGGAACCUAUGUGCCCCCUUGGCAAGAAAUACCCACAGAGGAAAACUGUACAACAUGUAUCUGUGUCCCAUCAGGAUCCAUAGAGUGUAAACCGGUCCCAGGAUGUCCUUGUGUCAUCAAUGGAACGAGUUAUGAAGAGGGUGCUACUGUGGGAGUCGUACAGGACGGUGACACAUGUACAAGAUACAUUUGUGCAGAAAAUGGCUCUGUAGUUCCUGUUGAAGUCUAUCCCUGUCCAACAUCUUCACCUACAACCAUUUCAACCUCCUCCCCUCACAGUACUCUUACCACCACCACCACAGUUUCCACCACAAGCCGCCCAGUCACUACAACUCCAUGCGUAGUCACAGAACUAAUCUGUGAUUGGACAGAGUGGUUUGAUGUUAGUAAACCUGAAGAAGGUGGUGGUGACUACGAAACAUAUGAUGAAAUAAGAAAACAUGGAAACAAAAUAUGUACAGCUCCCGAAGAAAUUGAAUGCAGGGCUAAGGAUAAACCUGAUGUGAGCUUAGAAGAACUUGGUCAGAAAGUAGAGUGCAAUGUUAAAUAUGGGCUAAUCUGUAAAAAUGAUGAGCAAGAUGUAACUAUGUGGCCACUUUGCUAUAAUUAUGAAAUCAGAGUAAACUGUUGUGAGUGGCAAGAAAUUCCUUGUGAGCAUACAACUACACCUACUGUACCUUCAACUUCAACCACCACCCAGACAACAAUAGCCAGCACCACUACAACCAGGACUUCAACAGAAAUUACCACCCGGCCGAUAGACAUCCAUUCCACAACAUGUGACCCCAUAUCCAUCCACACCAAGCACACCACAAUCGACAACCACUCCUACGCCGCCAGAGACUCCCACCACCACCACCAGCACCCCGACAACAACCACCACUACUACUGGAUCAACAAAGCCCACCUCAACUACUUCAAGCACAUCCUCACCAACACCAACAUACACCACCACCACACCAACUCCAGGCACACCGAGCACAGCAUCCCCUACAUCGGAAUGGACAACCACUUCCAAAUCACCGGAGACUCUCAGCAGCACCACGACAACCACCAGCACCAGUACCACGACAACCACCAGCACCAGCAGCAGCAUCACCACCAGCAGAGCACCGACGACAACAACAACAACUGUUCCAACAACCAUCCGAACUCCUGCACAUGCUUUCCCAGUGCGUGUGAGUGCAUCUGGACAGACUGGAUUGAUGUGACUUAUCCAGAUGCUUCUGACAAGAAUAGUGGUGACUACGAAACCUUUGAGAACAUUUGGAAGAAAUACCCCUCCUGGGAUUGUGCAAAAGUUGAGAAUAUUUCAUGCCGAGCAGAGAAAUUCCCUAGCACUUCCAUUGCAGAUUUAGGGCAGAAAGUGGAAUGUAAUGUUAACGUAGGGCUCAUUUGUAACAAUAAAGAUCAGCAGAUAGGAGGUAUAAUACCAAUGCCGGUGUGCCUCAACUAUGAGAUCAGUGUCUGCUGCACCCCCAACAAACCAGAGUGUCUUCCAACUCCAAGCACCACGAGCACCACAACUUCCACAGCUUCCACCACAACGAGCAGUGUGUCCCCUCCAAUAUCAACCACCGCUCCAACAUCAACAUCAGUGGAGACUCGCAGCCCUACCAUCACCACCACCACCACCACCACCUGGGUGCCCCCCAGCAGCACCACCACUAGUGGCAGCACCUCAGAGACAACAAGAACUGCUCCUGUCUCAACAACACCCGUUUCAACUACUUCAAGCACAUCCACGCCCACACCAACCUACACCACCACCACCUCACCAACUCCAGGCACAACUCCAUCCACACCAAGCACACCACCAUCGACAACCUCUCCCUCAACACCGGAGACUCUCACUACCACCACCAGCCCUCCAACCACAACCACAACCACAACAAGAACACCAACGGUUACUGGAUCUUCAAUGACCACAUCAAGUCCUGGAAGCACAACUCCAUCCACACCAAGCACACCACAAUCGACAACCUCUCCCUCGACACCGGAGACUCUCACCACCACGUCCAGUACCACGAUGCCCCCCAGCAGCACCACCAGCAUCAGCACCCCGAGCACAACAACUGUUACUGGAUCACCAACACCCACCUCAACUACUCCAAGCACAUCCACGCCCACACCCACAUACACCACCACCACAUCAAUUCCAGGUACUUCUACAUUUUGUGCUCUCACAUGUUUCCCUGCUUCGUGUGAGUGCAUCUGGACAGACUGGAUUGAUGUGACUUAUCCAGAUGCUUCUGACAAGAAUAGUGGUGACUACGAAACCUUUGAGAACAUUUGGAAGAAAUACCCCUCCUGGGAUUGUGCAAAAGUUGAGAAUAUUUCAUGCCGAGCAGAGAAAUUCCCUAGCACUUCCAUUGCAGAUUUAGGGCAGAAAGUGGAAUGUAAUGUUAACGUAGGGCUCAUUUGUAACAAUAAAGAUCAGCAGAUAGGAGGUAUAAUACCAAUGCCGGUGUGCCUCAACUAUGAGAUCAGUGUCUGCUGCACCCCCAACAAACCAGAGUGUCUUCCAACUCCAAGCACCACGAGCACCACAACUUCCACAGCUUCCACCACAACGAGCAGUGUGUCCCCUCCAAUAUCAACCACCGCUCCAACAUCAACAUCAGUGGAGACUCGCAGCCCUACCAUCACCACCACCACCACCAGGGUGCCCCCCAGCAGCACCACCACUAGUGGCAGCACCUCAGAGACAACAAGAACUGCUCCUGUCUCAACAACACCCGUUUCAACUACUUCAAGCACAUCCACGCCCACACCAACCUACACUACCACCACCACCUCACCAACUCCAGGCACAACUCCAUCCACACCAAGCACAGCAUCCCCUACAGCAGAAUUGCCCACCACGUCCCUGGAGACUUCCAGCAGCACCACCACCACCCCCAGCACCAGCACCCCGGCAACGAAAACCAGUCUUAUUGGAUCACCAACGCCCACCUCAACUACUUCAAGCACAUCUUCACCAUCACCAACAUACACCACCUCCUUAUCAACUCCAGGCACACCUCCAUCCACACUGAGCACACCAAAAUCAACAACCACUACCUUGCCGCCGGAGACUACCACCACCACCACCAGCCCUCCGAGGACCACAACCACUGUUCCUGGAUCAACAACAACCAUCUCAACUCCUCAAAGCACAGAAAGCACAUCCACACUGAGCACACCAAAAUCGACAACCACUACCUCGCCAACGGAGACUCCCACCACCACCACCAGCCCUCCAACCACAACCACUGGUCCUGGAUCAACAACAACCAUCUCAACUCCUCAAAGCCUUCUCAGUGUUAGUUGUUUUCAGCUGUUAAACAUCCCCAUAUCCAUCCACACCGAGCACACCACAAUCGACAACCACUCCUACGCCGCCAGAGACUCCCACCACCACCAUCAGCACCCCGACAACAACCACCACUACUACUGGAUCAACAAAGCCCACCUCAACUACUUCAAGCACAUCCUCACCAACACCAACAUACACCACCACCACACCAACUCCAGUCCCACCUUCAUCCACGACGAGCACACCAAAAUCAACGACGACUCUGCCACCAGAGACCUCCACCUCUGCCACCAGCGCUCUGAGCACAACAACCACUGCUACUGGAUCAACAACACCCACCUCAACUACUUCAAGCACAUCCUCACCAACACCAACAUACACCACCACUACAUCAACUCCAGGUACAUGAGCACCUCAAAUUGCACACCUCCAUCCACACUGAGCACGCCAAAAUCGACAACCUCUCCCUCGACACCGGAGACUCUCACCACCACCACCAGCCCUCCAAGCACCACAACCACUGUUCCAACUACCACCACAAAUCCUGAAAAUAUUUCCACCAGAACCCCGUCGGGUCCACCCACUGAAGCAAUAAAGACACCUGAACCAGAGACACCGACAACAACAAGCAUUCCAGUUACUCCUUCAGUUACCCCACUGCCAACAACAAGAACGACAGAAAUAAGUACCGUGUCUAUUGCAAGCACCACUAGUCAACAGUCAACAUCACCAGUGUCAACAAGCCCAGUGACAGCUACCACAUCUGAGGUCACUAAAACAGGAUCAACCCCCAAGACCACCACUUCAGGUCCCACACCCUCAAGUUCCACCAGCACCACACCAGUAACAGAAACUCCUAUCCAUGAGACCACUACCACCAGGACCUCAAGCCCUCCAACAGGAUUAUCUACCACCACUUCCAGCCCUGGCACCACCACAACCUCGGGACCAAGCAGCCCUACAGCAACACAGCCACCAGUAUCGACAACCCCAUUCACUGGAACAGGAUCAACCCCCAAGACCACCACUUCAGGCCCCACACCCUCAAGUUCCACCAGCACCACACCAGUAACAGAAACUCCUAUCCAUGAGACCACUACCACCAGGACCUCAAGCCCUCCAACAGGAUUAUCUACCACCACUUCCAGCCCUGGCACCACCACAACCUCGGGACCAAGCAGCCCUACAGCAACACAGCCACCAGUAUCGACAACUCCAUUCACUGGAACAGGAUCAACCCCCAAGACCACCACUUCAGGCCCCACACCCUCAAGUUCCACCAGCACCACACCAGUAACAGAAACUCCUAUCCAUGAGACCACUACCACCAGGACCUCAAGCCCUCCAACAGGAUUAUCUACCACCACUUCCAGCCCUGGCACCACCACAACCUUGGGACCAAGCAGCCCUACAGCAACACAGCCACCAGUAUCGACAACCCCAUUCACUGGAACAGGAUCAACCCCCAAGACCACCACUUCAGGCCCCACACCCUCAGUGUCCACUCCCCCUACCACCACAGUAGGAACAGAAAUAAGUACUCCAACCACGACCUCUGCAACUGUUACGACUCCAACAUCACCUACAUCAACCAGCCCCGUGUCAACCACUACCGCUGGUACUACUCCAACAGAAAGCUUUACCACCACUUCAGGAACCACCUCUAGUAGUUCUAUCACAAUCAAUGCUACAACCACCAUCUCCACAACCUUCAAAACCCUGCCGCCUGUCUCAACUACUACAUCUGGGCCUACUGCAACAUCAACUGCAGUCACCACUACAGAAAGUUCUACACACAGUGCAACUCCUCCAGUUAAUGGGUCAACUACAGGUCUAACACCAACCACUCCCAAAAAAACUUGUACUAUUUUCCCUAAUGAAACUUAUGAGCAAGGUGACUCGUGGAUACUCUGUAACUGCACUAAGGUUAUAUGUAUAGAAGACAACAUUGUCCAGGUGAUUCCAAUAAUCUGCAAUCCACCCCCGAAACCCACGUGUUCCAAUGGACUGUCUCCUGUGCCAGUCAUGGAUGAGGAUGGAUGCUGUUGGCACUGGGAGUGUGAUUGCUACUGCACUGGCUGGGGAGAUCCACAUUACAUGACUUUUGAUGGACUAUACUACAGCUAUCAAGGGAAUUGUACAUAUGUCCUUGUGGAAGAGAUCAAUAAGAAAGUUGACAACUUUGGUGUCUACAUUGAUAACUACCAUUGCGAUGCACGGGAUGUAGUGUCCUGUCCUCGAACGCUCAUUGUGAGACAUGAGACUCAGGAAGUGAGGCUAACAACAGCACAACCAAAUACUCUACAAGUAGAGGUUACAGUAAACAACCAGCUCGUGUCUUUGCCUUACAAGAAGUUUGGUGUGAGCAUCUAUGAGUCAGGCAUAAAUAGUGUUGUGGAAAUUCCUGAGCUGAAAAUGAAUGUGACCUACAAUGGCUUGUCCUUUUCUAUCAGAAUGCCCUACAGCCUGUUUGGCAACAAUACCCAGGGACAGUGUGGUACUUGCAAUAACAACACGGCAGAUGACUGCAUGCUGCCAAAUGGAAACAUUGCAGAAAACUGUGAAACCAUGGCAGAUCAUUGGCAAGUUGUUGAUCCUUCCAAACCACAGUGCUCUCCAGGCCUAGUUCCUACAGGUUCACCUAGCACAACACCAACACAGCCUUGCAAAGAAUCGUCCAUCUGUGAGCUUAUUUUGGGAAGUGUGUUCAAGCCAUGCCAUGCAUUUGUCCAGCCUGAGAAGUACUAUGCAGCCUGCGUUUUUGAUAGCUGUGUACUUCCCAACCUAGACCUGGAAUGCUCAAGUCUGCAGAUCUAUGCUGCCACCUGUGCUGAUCAAGGCGCGUGCAUUGACUGGAGAAAACACACGAAUGGUGUAUGCUGUAAGUAUGAAUGUCCUUCAGGUAAAGAAUAUAGAGCAUGUGGUCCUAUUAAAGAGACGACCUGCAAAUCAAGAGGACAGAAUGAGACAUCAACUAAACAAGCGGAAGGCUGUUUCUGUCCUAAUGGAACCAUGCUGUAUGACUCUGGUGUGGAUGUCUGCGUGAAAACCUGUGGCUGUGUUGGAGUGGAUAUGGUACCAAGAGAGUUUGGAGAAAAGUUUACAGUGGACUGUAAGGACUGUAUUUGCCUGGAAGGUGAACAUGGCAUUGUAUGUGAGCCUCAUGUAUGUGAUCAAAAGAAGGUCACUUGUGAAGGAGAAGGCUUCUAUGAAGUCACUGAAGUCAAUCCUAAAGACUCCUGCUGCCCUCUUUUCACUUGCAAAUGCAAUACAAGCUUGUGCACAGCUAAAGCCCCCAAGUGCUCACUGGGAUUUGAAGUUCAUUCUUAUAUUCCCAGUGGUCAGUGCUGUCCUGUAUACCAAUGUGUUCCCAAGGGGGUUUGCGUACAUGAGAAUGCUGAGUUCUUGCCCAACUCCUCAGUCUUUGUUGACAAGUGCCAGAAUUGUGUCUGCACAAAUGAUGUUAAUGUCAGCACUCAACUGAAUAUAAUCUCCUGUGAACGUGUCCCCUGCAACACAUACUGUCAACCAGGAUAUGAACUUAAACCAGUGAAAGGCGAAUGCUGUGGAAAAUGUGUGCAGACCAAGUGUAUUAUAAAGACAUCAGACAAUUCUGAACUCAUCUUGAGUCCUGGAGACUUUAAAAAUGAUCCUCACAACAACUGCACCAUUUAUAGCUGUGUAGAUGUCCACGACCAGCUUAUUGCUUCCACAUCUGAGAUUACCUGUCCAGCAUUCAAUGAAGACAGCUGCAAACCUGGAACUAUUUCAUUCUUACCUAAUGGUUGUUGCAGAACAUGUGCCCCUCUGGACAGCAGCACACCGUGCUCUGUGCGCCACAGAAAAGACUUUAUCGUCUACAAUGGCUGCCGCUCCGUGGACAGAGUUGACAUGACUGAAUGUGAAGGAACAUGUGGAACCUUCUCGCUAUACUCUGCUGAGGCCAAUUCCAUGGACCACAGCUGCUCCUGCUGCAGAGAAACAAGCACCACUGAGAAGCACGUGGUUCUGAAAUGCCCUGGUGGGCACGCAGUGUCACACAAGUACAUCUACGUGGAGAGCUGCAGCUGUCAAGACACUGAAUGCCAGAGGCCAGAGUCCAAUGAGCUGCAGAAGAAUGAAGUAAAUGACAAGACGACCGCUCUGAACAGGAUCAAGAGAGCCAUCAGCUUAACAUCAAAAUGAAGGCAAAAAACCCCUCUGGCAUUAUUGACUGAAAGGACUGUGAACCAUUCUUAGCUUCCUUGACUACUUUUGAACUUUACUUUUCCCAGUAACUGCAUCCUGUUUGUUCUCUAAUUAAUUAACUGUGCCCUAUUUAUUUGUGCACAAAAUAAGAACACAAAUUUGUAUUCUUACAAGUGCACAACCUCUUGAGUCCUUUCCAAAUCCUCUGAAUGAUUAAAAGCACAUCUCAAAAAGCA
Molecule: messenger RNA, 11300 nt
Organism: Melospiza melodia melodia
Lineage: Eukaryota; Metazoa; Chordata; Aves; Passeriformes; Passerellidae
Gene: MUC2
Product: mucin 2, oligomeric mucus/gel-forming
Exons: 63
Coding region: 1-11061 (3686 amino acids)
Cellular component (GO): extracellular matrix
Molecular function (GO): protein binding
Source: RefSeq, a predicted model, not a curated record